Molecule: messenger RNA, 1866 nt
Organism: Exserohilum turcica Et28A
Lineage: Eukaryota; Fungi; Ascomycota; Dothideomycetes; Pleosporales; Pleosporaceae
Exons: 2
Coding region: 1-1866 (621 amino acids)
Biological process (GO): nuclear-transcribed mRNA catabolic process, nonsense-mediated decay
Cellular component (GO): telomerase holoenzyme complex
Molecular function (GO): telomerase RNA binding; telomeric repeat DNA binding; protein binding
Source: RefSeq, a predicted model, not a curated record
AUGGAAAGUGGCGGUUCUUUAAAAAUUUCGAGAUGCCCUCAGGAGCAGGGAAAUGAGGAAAACAGCACUGCAUGCAACCAUAUCGAAAAUCUCGAACUAGACAGUGCCGAGAGUUCAGCCCAAGAUUCCCGUCCUUUCAGUCACAAACGGGCGGAUAAAGAGGGCCGCUCUGAAGAGAGCAAAAAAGCCUCUUCCCAGGUUCUUGCUAGUAACUUGGAUGAUACUCUUGGUUCCCUUAUACCGGUAUACUCUCAGCCAAUUUUGAAGAAGACGCUUAUAUCGAAAGCAUAUUUAACCUACAUGGAGCUUGCUGCGCUAGAAGAAAAGUGCCAAAGUGUUGAACACACCCAAGCGGCGGCUGUGAAAGAUCCAACGCCACCUUAUGACUAUUGGGAAACACUGAUGAUUUCACGUCGUCGGCUGCUUCUUGAGCAUCUCCAUUUUUUCCUUAUCACUCACCAUCCGUCUGCUCCACCACAACUUCGUAAUCUGGCGGCUAACCAUUCCAUGCCGGCGCGUAUGUUGCAACAUGGUAUUCAUUCAUUCUUGGAGUCACUUCAAACGCGUGAACCAUACAAUAAGAAACAUAUGUUGGAGUUUAUGCAUUGGGCCUACCUAAUAGUGGCCUUGCUCUGUAAGACCGUUCCGGCUUUCGAAGAUACGUGGAUAGAGUGUCUCGGUGAUCUAGGCAGAUACCGUAUGGCUAUCGAGGACGAGGAUAUGCGCGAUCGCGAUACCUGGGCUGGUGUUGCACGAUCCUGGUAUACGAAGGCAGCGGACAAAAACCCGAUGACUGGACGGCUCUAUCACCACCUCGCCAUCCUUGCGAGACCGAAUGCUCUCCAGCAGAUGUACUAUUACUCCCGGUCGCUGACUUGCGUCAAGCCGUUUGGAAGCGCACGCGAGUCAAUCAUGACGCUUUUGAACCCGAUUCUUGGAUGCAGCAAGGCCAGCUUCACGCAAGCCCUUCCGAUUGACGCGUGUUUCAUCAAAGCACAUGGCCUGCAGUUUGUGGGCGAUUCGGUUAAGGAGGAGCAGACAACAGAAGAAUUUUUGAGCGCAAAAGCCGAGUUCCUGGAGAGCCUUAGCGAUCAUAUUGGUCGGGUUACGGCAAAGUGGAAGGACCAGGGCGUUUGGAUCGCCGUUACUAAUAUCGCAGGUUGGUUCGAUUUCGGUGUUGACGACAACGCACUACGUCAAGCUUUCCUCAUUGAGCUCUCUGAGAAGGCCAAAGAGUCUGUCUCAGUCGCUCCUAAAACAUCAGCGAUCGAUCAACCAGAUCCUCUUCAGCCUUCUGCUACUCCGGACGAAAUUAGUGGGAAGCUUGCGCAACUUACUAAGCGACUCAUCUUUAAGAACGCCCGGCUUCUCUUCAACGAUACAUUCGCUCUUGCAUUGCGCCGAGUAGGCGACAAGAACGUGCUUUCUCACGUCAACACCAAGCUUGCUUUUAUUGUAUCGCUUAUUUCCAAUCGAUACAUUUCUAUUUGCUUCGACGAUAUUCCUUGGACCGAAGUCAUCGCCUUUCUCAAUACGUUACUGGAAACAGAAACCCAGAUCCAUCAGCCAUCGCCCACCAACUUACUCGCUGAGAAUCUGUUUCCAGCCGGCGAUGAAAGGCCAGACGAGCUGCCACUUCCAGAAGACUACCUUUCUCGAGGCCUGAUCUGGACCCAUGGCUUCUUCCCCAAGAAUUGGUUCGAUAGAGAGCGCGACGAGGAAGAACGAUAUAUCGAACACGCAAGUACUGCCAGGAACCGGACCAACAGAAUCCUGAGGCUCGGAUACGCACUUGCAAAACAUGACCGAUGGAUCUCGUAUGACGACCCCACACACACAUUCAGGGUCAGCAGCAAAGCAUCCUAA